GGUUGUGUUUCUCUACAGUAUCUAUUUCUACUGACAGUGAACAAUGAGAAACCGUUGAGUAAUCUACCAAGUGUUUUAAAGAAAAAUUCAAAAAUAAUGGAAGUUUUUGAAGAUAUUGCCAAGUGGCUCAAAGAUAUGGGAUAUGACGGAAGAGUCCCUGCUAACCUUCUUAGCAUAUGCAAUCAGCAGACAAGCCACAUAUGGAAACAAUUAAUUGCAUCAGUUCGUCCCAGGGAAGAAGCGGAAACUGUGAAACUAAAUGUAAUUCGCAACAGGUUGAAAAUUAAACCCAUUGACCAACAGGAGUCUUUUCCGUUUAAAGUCAAGGAAAUGGAGGCAUACAACCACAAAUUAAACCUCGAGAAGAAGUUAGAGCCGUUGAAAGAAACUGUGGAAAUGAAUAAGCUGAAUGUGAAGCAGAUGUAUGCAAAGUAUAAAAUGAAAGAGAUUGCUUUGAAAGUUUUAAAGAGCAAAGUGGAUGAGAAUGAAGAACGCCAGUUCCUGCUGGAGUCCAAGAUGGAACUCUUGAAACAACAGCACUUGGAGGCCGAACAGCUCGUGUCCAAGCUGGAAAGUGUUAUCCCAGAUGAAAGAGAUCAGAAUAGUACCAUCAAAGACAUUUCACCAAUACUGGAACAGUGCGCCUUGAAACUGAAACGGCUAGUGAUGGAAGAUGAAGAAUUAAAGAUGGAAGAGCUUAGCAAUAUCUCCAUGCAAUCCAACAGCCGCCUCAAACAGUCCCUUAGAACGCCCCAAGGCGGCGAUCAAACAGCGUAUGGAACAAGGGAUGACCAGGAAUCAGGAAUAUUCCCCUUUGUUAUUGAAGGAAGCAGCUUUUUAGAAUCGUCUCGCCUUACUAACUGCACUCCGAUGCGUUGCAACUCCCAAAGUUUCUUUGAUUUCAACUUGUCCAUCCCUGCGACGCCUGUAACUCUGAACGGUGCCAAAGGCUCAGUUUUCAAAGUUCCUAAUACGACCUUAAUGAAGAAGAACAUGAAAAGUGAUCAUUCCUCAAAGAAAGUGUACAACCACCCUGAAGUUACAAAAGAAUGUAGGAAAAUUCUGCAAGAAAACGAUGUGGAGUUGAUAUACCAAACGCUAAAACACUUGAACGGGAAUGCUGUAACGGAGCUUCAACAAAUCGUUCAGAAGGAAAGACUGCAAACUUAUCAGGUGGGAAAUAAGAAGAUCCCUGAUCGUGAUCUGGCAAGGUUGGCAUUCAUUCAUGUCGACACUGAAAUGAAAAUUCGAAAUCAGAGCAGAGAGAUGAAAGAGUUGCUGGAAAAGAUCAACAGUCGUAAAGAGCACAUCCUGACUUCUUUUACUGGAGGUAACAAAGCUCAACUUGAGGAAAGGCUGGAGAGAGCCUUGAUGCAAAUUUCUUUCAACACCACAAUGGCCGCGACGCUUAGGGAAAUAAACGACCAGCAGUUUAGCACUAGUAGAGUGGAAGCAGAAAACUUUACCUCUAAGGUUCAGAAAAUCAAAUUAGAAAUAAACAGUAAGCUGCAGCUAAUCCAAUUCAUUACUAAUGAAAUGUCCCAAGCUGUAAAAUACAUGAGGAGGAAUCAGGACUCAUUCAGCAAUUCCAACUGGCGGUUGCGGUCUUUCACAUUUGACCCAAGCUGGAUGAAUUCACUAUUGAAUAAUACUUGGGUGAAAGAAAUGCUUGUUUUCAAAAAUGUCCCCUUGGAUUACCAAAGGCAAUGCACAAACUCGAAUCUGUUUUAUAGGGACCUAAGCCCGACAUGGUAUAGUAACAGUAUUCAAAUGGGGCAUCAGGAACUGCAGUUGCUGGUUGAUAUUCUAGAUGGUCCUUUCGAUGCGCCAGAAACAAUUUUGCUGAGAAUUACCAACGCCAAGAUGAAGUUGGACGCUUUGAAAACAAUGUCGAAUUCGUUAAAGAAAAACAAGUACUUUGAUGGCCAGACAAAAUACUCGUCCGAGGAAUUGAUGCAACAAGAAAGUUACCUGAUCCAAGCCCUAGAUAGUCUGAAAGGACUAGUAGUAUCGUCCAAGUCCUAUGAAACAUUGGCGGCAAGUGAAGUGGUAAAACGUUCAUUUCAAAUUUGGAUUGAGGCCCCAAUGGCAGAUUUUAUAUCCGAUAGAAGAACAGUGGAAGGGCACAAUUAUCAAUAUUUCAGGAAAAAACUGGCCAACUUAUUGUAAAUGUUGCCUGAGGCCAGUGGUUAAGUAUGAGAAUUUAAAUUGUUUUUUGCUUUGAAUUAAGUAAGCAGGAAAAGUUCCGCUAGCUCCGUCCAGAAGCUACGCGCGCGAGUGAGAACGUCGCAAUAAACACGUUAUUCACAGAAUGCGCCUAACUUAACGCGAGUCUCAAUGCUUGAUGUAGAAAGGCUGCUUAACCUCACAUCGGCCUUUAAUGAGAGAUCUUGUACAUUGAUGAAAUUAAAGUUAUUUAAACAAAA
Molecule: messenger RNA, 2426 nt
Organism: Dendroctonus ponderosae (mountain pine beetle)
Lineage: Eukaryota; Metazoa; Arthropoda; Insecta; Coleoptera; Curculionidae
Exons: 10
Coding region: 97-2169 (690 amino acids)
Source: RefSeq, a predicted model, not a curated record